Molecule: messenger RNA, 1621 nt
Organism: Hibiscus syriacus
Lineage: Eukaryota; Viridiplantae; Streptophyta; Magnoliopsida; Malvales; Malvaceae
Exons: 11
Coding region: 323-1402 (359 amino acids)
Source: RefSeq, a predicted model, not a curated record
AACGGCGAUGAUCUCCUCUGACUUUCAACGAAAUCGAUAAUGAAAAUUUUCAAAGCCUAGCUUAACAUUAUUCCCCAAAUCAGAUUGUUGUUCUGUACAUGCCUUCGAAUCUGUGCAAUCAUCACUGCCCAUCCCCCGUAACCGAGAAUCCUAAAUAACUUCGAAUAAAAAAGCCUUCGUUCAAGCCAUCAGCGAAAAACAAAUGUUCUAAGCCUCCUCAGUGUCAAAGCUUUGUUGUGAAGCAAACGAGUUUCAAUGGAGAAAAGAAAGGAUUCGAGAACCUAGGGUUUUCAAAACAACUAUUAAGGUCCGAAGAAGGGAGAUGAGUCACACAAUAGGACAUACUCAGAGUGAGGAAGAUAUGUCGGAAAAUGCAGAGAAAAUUGCUGAUUCAGACAUCACUGCGAAACCUGAAGAAACUGUUAUGGGGGGUGAAGAAAAGAAAGAGGCCAUUAAAAGUCUGCAUGAGACUGUUGCUCGUCACGAACAUUUGCUGGGUUCUCUGCAAGUGCAUGCCGAAGAGCAGAAACAAGUGUGCGAAAUGAUCCACCGGGCGCUUCAAGACGUGCAAUGUCAACUAGCAGUUAUAUCAUCACAGUUGGGAUUGACGUCCAAAGCACAACCUGAAAUCUAUGAAUCGGGGAAAGUGGAAAUCAAACUAGACGAUUCAGGCACAAAGCUCCACCGGGUGUUUGACAAAAUGUCAACAUCAGUAAACACUAAAACUUCUGAUCAACUGGUUCAGAAAAAUGAGGGACUUGAUUCUUCAGUACGUCAACCCAAUGAUUAUGGGCUCUCUAUCCUUGGCGAGGAGAUGAAGGGUGAAGAAUUGGUAAUCCAUGGUGAGGAGAUGAAGGGUGAAGAAUUGGUAACACAUGGCGAGGAGAUGAAGGGUGAAGAAUUGCUAAACAGGACGGUGAAAUUAGCUGAUUCAGACAUGACUGCGAAACCUGAAGAAACUGUUUUGCGGGGGAAGAAAAGGAAGAUGAGUCACACAACCCAAAAUACUCAGAUUGACGAAGAUAUGUCAGAACAUGCAGAGAAAAUUGCUGAUUCAGACAUGACUGCGAAACCUGAAGAAACUGUAAUGGGGGAUGAAGAAAAGGAAGGCGGCAAAGACGAGGGGGCAAGAAAGUGGUACGAUGUGAAAUUUUUUCCUGGUUUAAAUUUUGACAAACAGUCUCGCUUGCUGGUACGCGAACUUCCUGAUAAAAGAGCUAUUUUUGAUUUAAACGGUCGAAAUCAUCGUAUAGUGUUAGUUUACAUGACUGAGGAAGAAGCUGAUAGAGUUGAAGGGCUGUCUGAAGUUGAAUAUGUGGAGACAAUGCGUUCGGAACAUGGUUUUAUAUGGUCGGACUCAGAGCCAGAAGAUGAAUAUGGAUAUGGAUAUACUCCGUGUUAAACAUCUUUGGAGCCCACCCGGAACAGAAGCUGCUUCUACUUGUGGUGGCUUACCUAUCACGGAUCCAUACCCAAGAGAUAUAUUUGAAUCCUUUGUUAAUUAUGCUUUGGUUUGUUAAUUAUGCGUUUGAAGUUGGAUAUUUGAUCACUAUAUCCAUGAAUUUGGUUGGUUGUUUAGCAGAUUUCGAUGAUAUUAUUAAGCCUAAGCGGAUUUUAUAUA